AUGGAUAACCUUCAGACCCUUAAGCUGUCAGUGGACGCCGAGACGGCUGUCGCCUUGGUCCAGUUCAACCGGCCUGCCAAAAGAAACGCUUUCUCACAGGUUAUGAUCGGCGAACUCGUCGCUACGUUGGCUUAUCUCGAUGCCCAUGACACCGUCCGAGCGGUCGUCGUCACCGGCGGCCCAGACGGUCCUUUCUGCGCCGGUAUGGAUCUGAACGAGCUGGUGCAGAUCAGUACCGUUGAGGCGCACCAGCGUGCCUUUCUGAAAGACUUGACGGAUGCCUUCGCCGGGUUUUCCAAGCCCAUCAUCGCGGCCGUUGUCGGAUUUGCUCUGGGCGGUGGUUGUGAGAUUGCCUUGGCGUGCGAUAUAAUCUACGCCGCGCAAGAUGCCUCUUUUGGUCUCCCAGAGAUCAAGAUCGGAACCAUCCCAGGCGCUGGCGGCACCCAACGCCUAGCUCGGGCUCUAGGCAAGCACAAAGCGAUGGAAUUCGUUCUCACCGGCGAUCCAGCGAGCGGAGCUGAGUUUGAGCGGCUCGGCGUUGUCAACAAGGUGUUCCCCGGUCCAGAAGUUGUUCCCGCAGCACUGAAGCUUGCGGAGCGCAUUGCCCUCAUGUCCGGCCCAGUCAUCAAGACGGCAAAGCAGGCAGUCCUCACUGUUGAAAAUAGCCAUCUUGAUGCUGGGAUGACCAUGGAGAAGGCGCUUUAUUACUCAACCUUUGGCCUAGGCGACUUCCAAGAAGGGAUGACCGCCUUUCUUCAGAAGCGUCGCCCUGAUUUCAAGCACACGUAA
Messenger RNA from Colletotrichum graminicola M1.001, 789 nucleotides. RefSeq names its product enoyl-CoA hydratase/isomerase. Gene Ontology annotation, cellular component: mitochondrion. Gene Ontology annotation, molecular function: enoyl-CoA hydratase activity. Bases 1 to 789 code for a protein of 262 amino acids. NCBI's taxonomy places the organism in Eukaryota, Fungi, Ascomycota, Sordariomycetes, Glomerellales, Glomerellaceae. The transcript has 6 exons. Gene Ontology annotation, biological process: fatty acid beta-oxidation. The record is from RefSeq and is a predicted model, not a curated record.